This is a messenger RNA of Acanthopagrus latus (yellowfin seabream), 3604 nucleotides long. RefSeq names its product IKAROS family zinc finger 5 (gene ikzf5). The record is from RefSeq and is a predicted model, not a curated record. The coding region runs from base 481 to 1755 and encodes 424 amino acids. Gene Ontology annotation, biological process: regulation of transcription by RNA polymerase II. Gene Ontology annotation, molecular function: RNA polymerase II cis-regulatory region sequence-specific DNA binding; DNA-binding transcription factor activity. NCBI's taxonomy places the organism in Eukaryota, Metazoa, Chordata, Actinopteri, Spariformes, Sparidae. The transcript is spliced from 4 exons.
CGAACUUUCACCCCUCAACCGCUUUAUUGUUUUGAUUUAGCAGGUAGUCUUUUAGUGUGACUUGUAACAGGCGAUUUGGCUGAAAGGCAAUUUUUAAACUAUCAUUGCUGUUGCGGGUUUACUCAAGCGUGUACGGACGAUGUGAAUAAUGACCGUGUCAGACAGAUACACAACGUUUCUGUUGACAAAGAUGUUUUCCCCGAGAUAAGCUAACGUUAGCUGUCUGGCUAACGUAGCGUACGUAGCUUUGGUAACAACAUGACGACGAUGAGCGGUGUGUAGGAGCGACCGACCAGACAUCGGAUCGCGCCGAUUUCCUGCUUGUCAAUCACGGAUCCAGGAUUAUCCUGUCUUUGUGUCUGGAUAGCCUCGAUCCGGUUUAUACAACCAAACAAACAAAAACUGGCCACAUUUAACCAACAACAACUUAUAUUCAAAGAGUAAUUGUGCUCGGCUGGACAUUCGCAUCUCUUUCUUUCAAUGGGUGAGGAAAAACCAGACACGCUUGACUUUGUGAAGGAUUUCCAAGAGUAUCUGAGCCAGCAGACUCAACAUGUGAAUAUGAUAUCAGGCUCCGUCAGCGGCGUCAAGGAGGCGGACGAGCUGCCUCCAGACUGCAGUCAGAAUGGACUGGAUCACCCCUCAGUGGACAUGUCCCUGGAGGACAGCUCAGGGAUCCUCGUCGAUGGUUUUGAACGGACCUAUGACGGGAAGCUCAAGUGCCGCUACUGCAACUACGCAACCAGAGGCACAGCGAGACUCAUUGAGCACAUCCGCAUUCACACAGGAGAGAAACCUCAUCGCUGCCACCUGUGCCCGUUUGCUUCGGCCUAUGAGCGUCACCUGGAGGCCCACAUGCGAUCGCACACUGGUGAGAAGCCUUAUAAAUGUGAGCUGUGCUCCUUCCGCUGCAGUGAUCGCAGCAACUUGUCACACCAUCGCCGCCGACGCCACAAACUCCUGCCGAUGAAAGGUGCUCGCUCGCUUUCCCAUAAGAAGAUGCUGAGUGUUUUACAGAAGAAGGCCAGCUCAUUAGGCUACGGCCGCCGACUCCUCAUCAACUUCAGCCCCCCUUCAAUGGUGGUGCACAAGGCUGAUAAUGUGAACGACUUCUCCCAUGAGCUGCCCCACUUACGCCAGGAGACCUAUGAUGGUCAGAGUCGAGCAGUCGAGGACGGGCACUCGGCCAAUCAAAAUCACCAUCACCACCAUGACAUGGUGAUGGAUAAUCCCCUGAACCAGCUGUCCACCCUGGCGGGCCAGUUGGCCAGCCUCCCUUCAGAGUCUCAGGCACAGAGUCAACCUCCCAUGUCUCCAGGAGCAGAGUCCAUCGUUGAUGAGAAGCCCUUCCUCAUCCAGCAGCCCCACCCUGCCACAGCUCCUGUGGCUGUCACAGCCAGCAUGGCCCAUGCCUCCUCCUCUUCCCCAAUCACCCCAGAGCCCCGGGCACCGCCCCACAGCAAUUGCAGUCCUGGAGGGGGACCCUGCAGCGAGCACAGUGGGCGCACCAGUACCCCUAGUAUCUCCAACAGCCAACCCAGCACGCCGGCCCCAGGCCUGUCUGCCCCACUCCAGGACCCCCAUGUGCUGCAUCACUGCCAGCACUGUGACAUCUACUUCCCUGACAACAUCCUUUACACCAUCCACAUGGGCUGCCAUGGCUACGAGAACCCAUUCCAGUGCAACAUCUGUGGCCACAAGUGCAAAAGCAAGUAUGACUUUGCCUGCCACUUUGCCCGGGGGCAGCACAAGUAAUGGCUGAACGAGGAAGUCUUUGAAAGAUCUUUUAACGGACAGCUUUGUUUUAUUGAUUCCAUAGUAAUUUUAUUUAUUGGUCUUUUACUUGGCCUUGAUGUAGCCUAGCCUUUGAAGUUGUACUUAUACAGGAAAAUGUCAACAUUCAGAUGGUUUCAUUUUGUAUGGUGCCCAUUCAAGUGUAUUAUAAAGGGAUGAUCAGUGUUUUUUCAACAGGUUGAGAAUUCAUUUGUGGGGGUGGAGUUGCACUAAACUGCUGUCAUAAAUCAGAAAACGGCUGCCCUACUAGCCAAACUGAUGACUCUCGUUUAGCGUAGUAGCUUACCAGCUGCCUUGGGAUUUACCUUAAGUACACAAACUUAACUGAUUGGCAAGUGCAUCAGAUACUGUGACAGAAAAGGCUUUCAAUGCACCUCUCUAAAGCAAAUUAAGAUGGGUGCCAUUUUACACAAGUUGUAUGGCACCCUGUCACACCAAGGUGAAUGAAAAUAUCUGGUGGCUGGAAGGACUUUGUCCAGCAUUCUGAACGCAACCUAUAAAUAAAUACAGUUCUAACACUCUGAUGCUUAGAGCAGAGUACACAUUAUCAGAUCAUAUACGUGCAGUUGUCAAAUGUACUGUUUUGUAUUGUCUGUGGAACCUGCCAAGAGAGUUAAGGCAGGAGGACCUACUAACACAGCAAGUUGGCUCUCACUCUCAAAACAUGGAAACAAAAAGAAGAAACUCUAAAGCAGUUUUCCCAAAUAAAUUCUCAACACUCCUGAAGGUAUAUCUAAAGAUUGCUCUGAUGAUAGGAGCAAAACUGUUGGCCUGGAGAGAUCUUAAGCCUUGUUGAAAUUAUUUCAGUGCUUGGUGCAUUACUAUUUCUUUGCAGUGCCUGACAUAGUCACUUUCUUGUGUGUCGAAAAUAGAGAGGACUGUUAUUUUGAAGAUUAAUUAUUAUUAUUGAUUAUUACAAUAACUUACUGUAACAGAUAGGCCCAAACCUUAAAAAAAAGUGGCCAUUGUAGUUUUCUAUGGUAGCAAUUUCCUUUUUUUCUGCCAAAAUUCUGCUCCAUGAAUGCUGCUAAGAAACUUUGGGAUCAAAAAUAUAUGGAUGGCAUCCACAGUAAAAACCUGACCAAACUUUGUAUCAGUGGUUUCUGGUCAGCAAGUUGUUCGACUAGAUUUUAUAGGGAGUCGUGUUGUUUGGACACACAGUGCCCUUCUUUAACCAGCAUCAUGGUAAUUUCACUCAGUUUGUUAAAAGGGUUUUACAUAUCCUUUUUGAUUACAUAAUGUCACAUUCUGAUGUUUUGAUAUUGUAUGUAGUCCCUUUGAUAUCCAGUGUCUACAUGUUUAGGACAGGAUCACCAAGUCUCGUGUCUCAUAAGAACACUUUCAGAAUUGCCACGUAGCACUGGGGAUGCCACGUUUUAGCCUUUGUGAUAACAAACACUGAGAUUCCCCUUUUACCUUACGGAUUCCAGUGCUUUUCUGAAUAUUUACUGAGUAUUGUAUUCUGAGUGGUUGGAUAGAUGUUCAGUGUCAAAAAAGCAAAAUCAUGUUGCAGUGAGACUGCUACUUUAGCAAGAUUGUUGUUUGUCUUGGGUACUGUUGUCUGUUGCAUAGCAACAUGCGUGGAGAACAUAGGCACUGUUUUUAGGACCACCUCUUUGUCACCAUGCUUACCAGUAACUGGGGCAUCCAGUAAUGACUGCCUUGUGUUCUCGCAGUGUGUCGUAGGUUCAUAGGUAACAGUGAAUGUCAAAGCCUUUUGGCGAUCACUCUCUCCCUCUGGGAUGGCAAAUCAUUUUACUGUGACAUGGAUUAAUCUAACUAAUUUAUAAGUAAAGUGUUUUCUAACUGA